This is a messenger RNA of Panicum virgatum (switchgrass), 1188 nucleotides long. RefSeq names its product beta-1,3-galactosyltransferase 6-like. The record is from RefSeq and is a predicted model, not a curated record. Gene Ontology annotation, molecular function: hexosyltransferase activity. Gene Ontology annotation, cellular component: Golgi membrane. The transcript has 2 exons. Lineage: Eukaryota; Viridiplantae; Streptophyta; Magnoliopsida; Poales; Poaceae. The coding region runs from base 71 to 1057 and encodes 328 amino acids.
CACAGCGCGCAAAGAAGAACCGGAGGAGGAAGAAGAGGAAGAGAGACCUCGAUCGACGACAGCGGCAGCAAUGUCGACGUACCUCAAGAAACCGUUGCCGUCGUCCUACACCGUCACCCUCAUCGUCCUCCUCCCUCUCACCCUCUUAUGCCUCACCUUCCUCCUUCCGCUGUCCGCCUACCUCAACACCCCGCUCGCCGUGGCCGCAGCUGCCAGCGGCGGCGGCGUUGGCACCGCCGUCGUCGGUGCCGCGCCAGCGGCCGAUGGCGACGACGACGUUGUUGGCAGCCAGCGACGACCGGAGCUGAGCGUCCUGGUCGGCGUGCACACGGUGCCCGGGAAGCACUCCCGUCGCCACCUCAUCCGCAUGGCGUACGCGCUGCAGCAGACGGCCGCGCUCCGCGCCGCGGCGCGCGUCGACGUCCGGUUCGCGCUCUGCGCGCGCCCCAUGCCGCCCGAGCACCGCGCGUUCGUGGCGCUCGAGGCCCGAGCCUACGGUGACGUGCUCAUCCUCGACUGCGCCGAGAGCGCGGAGCAGGGGAAGACGUACACCUACUUCGCCAGCCUGCCGGCAAUGCUCGGCUCCGCCGCCGGCGGCGGCGGCCGGCCGUACGACUACGUGAUGAAGGUGGACGACGACACGUUCCUCCGACUGGACGCGCUGGUGGGGACGCUCCGCGCGGCGCCGAGGGAGGACAUGUACUGCGGCGCGGGGCUCCCGUUCCACGACCGGCAGUUCCCGCCGUUCAUGCUCGGCAUGGGCUACCUGCUCUCAUGGGACCUCGUCGAGUGGAUCGCCAGCUCCGACAUGGUCAGAAAGGAGGCCAUGGGGGUAGAAGAUCUGACCACAGGGAAGUGGCUGAACAUGGGCAACAAGGCCAAGAACAGGGUGAACCUUUUCCCCAGGAUGUAUGACUACAAGAGCGCCAAAGCUGAGGACUUCUUGGAGAACACCAUUGGUGUGCAUCAGUUGAAGCAGGACCUGAGGUGGGCACACACGUUGGAGCACUUCAAUCUCACUAGGGUGGGGCCCUCCAGCAAGCUACACGGCUUCUAGAGAGGGUGCUUCUCAAAUGGCUUUGUGAAGAAUAUGUAAUUUCUGUGGCAUUGUUGAUAAGGGGCUUAAGGAGUUUAAUAUCCAGGGUUGUUGAUACAUGUUGCUUGAAAUAUAUAUCUCACCCCCCGCAA